AUGCUUUUAGUGCAGAUCCUGAGGCCACCAACUUUAUUGGCCCUUGUCCUGGGAACAGUCCUUAUCCUCAGCUACACCUUCCACAGAACGGAGACCAAGGUAGGAAUCAUUCGUCACCCAGUUUUUUCUAUGAAAAUAAAAUGUUGGCAAAGCGAAAGAGUGGAAUAUAAAGUGCCUUAAAGAGUUUUUUUUUCCUUUUUAAAAAGAGGGUCACUCCCUGAUGUUACAUCCAAUAUGUGUUUAGUGCCUGGUGACCCUUAAACAUAAAGUGAGCAUCUCAACUGGAACUUAAAUAAAUAAAUAAGAGAGAGAAAGAGGAGUUUUCACCACAAUAUUAAUUUAGAGUUCCCAGAGGUAUGACCAUGUUAAUCUGGAGCUGCAAAAAACAAAACAAAUCAGCACCUUAAGAAUCUAGCAAAUGCAUUGCGGCAUAGACUUCUGUGGAUUUAAGCCCAUUUCAUCAGAUGCAUUAAGUGAAAUCUUUGUAGGUAGGAUUAUGUAUACAGUGGUACCUCGGGUUACAUAUGCUUCAGGUUACAGACUCCGUUAACCCAGAAAUAGUGCUUCAGGUUAAGAACUUUCCUUCAGGAUGAGAACAGAAAUUGUGCUCUGGCGGUGCGGCAGCAGCGGGAGGCCCCAUUAGCUAAAGUGGUGCUUCAGGUUAAGAACAGUUUCAGGUUAAGUACGGACCUCUGGAACGAAUUAAGUACUUAACCUGAGGUACCACUGUGUAUAUAUACACACACACUGUUGAAUGGCAAUGUGAUGCAAAAACUACAGUCAUUAUAAUAAGAGAUUAAAUGUAUGCUACAAAUGUAGCAAUUUUACCAGGGCUUUUUUUUCAGCCAGAACAUGCCAGAACGGUGUACCGGGACCUCUCAGUUGGGCCAAGGAAGUGGAGGGAGAGACCUGACCAGCCUCAGCAAAGCCCUGCUGUGCCUCUGAUUCAUGAGGAGACCCUCCCAGGAGGCCAAAGGGGACAUCCACUACGAGCUCUGGAAAGGGUCUCCUUGCAAGUUGGAGGUGCAGCAAGGCUUAGUUGAGGCUCUUCAGCCUCCUGGCUAAUAGUAGAGGCGUGUGAAAGCUCUGCCUCAGCUGAGCAAGCCCCCCCCCCACCAUUCUGGCUCACAUGAGCCAGAAAUGCAAGGUAGGGAUUCAUUCAGCUGCUCAGAUAAGGUGCAGAAGGCUCCCCUCACCUCAGCUGAGCAGCCUCAACAAGCUUGAAGUGAGUUUUCUGAGGGAAGUGUGUUCCAGCACCCUAUGUCUGGGGAAAAUGCACUGAAUGUUACAAUUGCCUUGUUUGUUUGUUUGUUUUCUAAUAUUUAUAUUUUAUUAAGGUGAUUUCAGUUAAAAGAAAUAAAGUGUUGGAAAGAAGGAAAAGUGAGAGGGAGAAAAACAACAAGGAUACAUAUAAAUGUGAAAAUAUACCAAAAAAGAAGAAACAGUAUACAAUAUUCCCAUACGUUCAUGUAUAAAUUGCUAUAGUGUUGUUGUCCUAGUGCUUAUGAAAAUGUUAAUAGCCUACUACAUUUUGUAUAAACUCAUUCCAAGUGUUCUUGUAUUUAUCCACACAGUGUCUGCACCUGUAAGCCGUCCGUUCAUAAAUUGCCUUGUUAAAUCAGACCAACUGCCAUGUAAUCCAAUAUUUAGCUUUCGGUUGAGGCCAAUCAGAGACCUCUGGGAUGCAUGGAACUGUGCGUGUUUGUGUGUGAAAGUGACCCCCUUCCCCAGUCCUUUUGUCCCUGCCACCUGAUAUUUAGGGGUAUACUGCUUUUGUAUAUGGAGUAUCACAGAUCAUUACUUACACCAGAACUGCGUGAAGCUGACAUCUCCUCUUAAAAAACAAAGUUGGCAUUUUUGCCCAUCACCAUAUUAAACAUCUCUUGUUACAUUGUGCCAGUUCACCUCUUUGAAACAACCCCUCCUAUGCUUUCACAGUUUAGCCAAAUCCAGCCUGAAGAUGUAUAUAUGUAUUUAUUCAGCAAGUUAUAAGAGGAAAGUGGGAAUCUAUCAUUCAGUGCCUGUUUCCGCAAAUAUAUUGCCAUUGAAUUGUGAGGGUAUUGGCUUGAUUCUGCCUCCAGAAAUCAGUGGCCUGAGAAUAAACUCCCCCCACCCCUAUGUUUGGUGAUUCAGGAUGAGAAAUUAUUUUGGGGCGCUAGGGAAGAACCCACAUUUUGGUUUCAUCAUUUCCAAUUUGCUGCAAAUGAACCCAUUGGAGCUGAGGCAGUGUCUCUGUGCUCACCCUUGAAAUUAUUUAUUUUUAAUUCCACACUCAAGUUUACCAUCUUUGGAGGCCUUGGGAAGCAAUUUAAAGAAAAUGAAGUUCCUGCAGGUAUUGGUAAGCAUUUUCUUGUUAAUUUUGUAACCACACCAGGCAUUAUAUCAAUACAACGCAUUGUGAACAAUGUUCAUUUUCAAUAAAGAAAAUAUGUGGUGCAGCUUAUUCCCUACCUCUGUUUCCCAGAUUCUUGUAAAUUAAAACAUUUUUAAGAUGAUGGAGGGAUUGCAACUUGGUGGUAGAACAGUAAGACCUAGGACACAGGUAGGCAAACUAAGGCCCGGGGCCAGAUUAGGCCCAAUUGCCUUCUAAAUCCAGUCCCGGAAUCAGUGUGUUUUUACAUGAGUAGAAUGUGUCCUUUUAUUUAAAAUGCAUCUCUGGGUUAUUUGUUGGGCUUGCCUGGUGUUUUGACAUAAGCAGAAUGUGUGCUUUUAUUUAAAAUGCAUCUCUGGGUUAUUUGUGGGGCAUAGGAAUUCGUUCAUUCCCCUCCCCCCAAAAAAAAAUAUAUAGUCCGGCCCCCCACAAGGUCUGAGGGACAGUGGACCAGCCCCCUGCUGAAAAAGUUUGUUGACCCUUGACUUAGAAUGACUGCCCAACAUUUCCCAUUAAAAGGACAACGUAGCAGCUAAUUUGAAAAACCAUCUGCUUGAGGCCCUGCAGAAUCUGCACCAAUAUACAGACAGUCCAUAAUACUGGGCUACAUGCACUAAGUGUCUAAUAUAAGGUGGCUUCCUUUUUAAUACUAUUAAAUGCUUCAAUCACAGACAGCAGGAGUGAACUUUGGGCAAUGAAAGAUGGAACCCCGAGACAUGCUAGAAUGGAAUGGGCAGAAAAGGACAAAGAAAUUAAAGCUGUCCUUAGAAAACUAGAUGACCUGAUGCCCAGCAUCACUUUCAUGGAUAUCAAUACCACCACAAGUGCUAAGAACAGCAAGGCCACCAUCUUAAACUACAAAAGCUCUUAUUGUGUUGGCGAGUAUUUGAUGGUUCGACUGGAUUUAUACAACUACUUGGGCAAGAGGAAGGAAUACGGAGGAGACUUCUUACGAGCGAGGAUCUCCUCUUCAAGUCUUAGGGCUGGAGCUUCUGGGCGCAUCACAGACUAUAGGAAUGGGACGUACCUGGUCAAUUUCACUUUAUUUUGGGAGGGCGAUGUCAGAGUGUCCAUCUUGCUCAUCCACCCCAGCGAAGGAGUUUCAGCACUGUGGGCUGCAAGGAAAAAAGGCUACGACAAAAUAGUUUUCAAAGGCAAAUUUUUAAACAAAACGUUAGAUGUCUUCACUGAAUGUGGAUUUAACAAGACCACAAAUGCAGAACUGUGCGAGUAUCUAGAUGAGCGAGACCAGGAGGCCUUCUACUGUGUGAAACCAAAAUAUGUGCCAUGUGAAGCUUUCGUCCAGCUUUCGUCCAACAACAGACCCAUCUCAUACUUAACAGCCAUAGAAAAGAGACUUUUAAACAGGUACAUUCUUUGCUGUUCAAAUGCUUUAUCUUAGGGAAGUACUGAAAACUCCUAUGGGAUCCUCUAAAAGGUUCUUUGAAAACAAAAUCUGAGUGAUGAUAUCUUAUCAUCUCUGCUGGCCAUGCUGGGAAGAAAAUCUCCCUUGUUCCAUCCAUUUGCAGAACCAGGGAAGGUUUCUUCACAGACCAUUAAGUGCACACCCUCCAAUAUUUCUCCAAUGAAAAUAGGGACAUCCUAUUCCAUAACAAUAAUAAUAAUAAUAAUAAUAAUAAUAAUUUUAUUAUUUAUACCCUGCCCAUCUGACUGGGUUGCGCCAAUCACGCUGGGUGGCUUCCAACACAUACAAAAAUAUAAUAAAACAUUAAACACUAAAAAAUAUAAUAAAACAUUGGCUCAGGGGUUGCACAAUCCCAUGCCCUCCAACAUUUCUCCCACGAAAAUAGGGAUGUCCUAAGGAAAAGUGGGACAUUCUGGGAUCAAAUCAGAAACCUGGACAGCUUCUGUAAAUCCAGUACUGUCCCUGGAAAAAAAAGGGAUACUUAGAGGAUCUGAAAGUGGCUUUUGAAAACAGGGAGAAGUUGUGCUUCCAUCUCUUUUCUGAAGUUCGGUUAUCAAAACAGGUUACAAACAGGUGUUCCCACUCCCCUUCCAAUGGAAGCUUGGCUCAAGUGUUGAGUUUCCAGCAGUAGCCAUUAAGGUGUGUAAAAACCUAAUUUGUCCUCGUCUGCUUUUCUCUAAUGAGUAUUUUCUCUUUCUUGAACGUCCAGUGUUGGAAUUCAGAUACCUCAGAAUUUCGGGAACAUUCGUGUCGUGCCCUGCAAAAGUAAGCUAGACUAUCCGGUUCUGGUCACAACUUGAAUGCAACAAAUGACGAAAUUGAGGGAAGGCCUGUAUUUUUAAUUGGUAUUGUAAGACUGAGGUGCAAUGUGGCAAGAACAGGACUAUUUGAAAAAAGAUGAUGGGAGGAAGAGUUUGAAAGGGGCAAGAGAGAGAGGUCAUGGGAAGAAUAAUGGAAGGGAGAAAAUUCAGUUAUUGCUUAGGAUGACUUGAUUUCCUACAAAGAUGAGAAUCUGAAUAGCCAAUCACUUCCUGGAGAGGUCUUGUGUGGUCAGAGGCAGUAUCAGCGACUACUUCCUUCUUCAUCCUCUCAUUUGUUAUAUUUCUUCAGCGAGUAAGGUGACGAGAGAGAAGUGCAGGAUUGGGAUGGCUUCUCCUGUCCCCAGUGGCUACGUUUUGCGCAACACCUGGCACCCAGAAUUUUGCUCCAUCCAUGAUUUCAGCACUUUGGAUAAGAUCCGUGCGAGUCUGAAGAGCAAAAUGAUUUAUCUCAUGGGGGAUUCAACAUCAUUUCAAUGGAUUUAUUACCUUACCAAGAGAGUGACAAGUACGUCCUGGCUGGGUUUUGGAUUUUCUCACUCUUCUGAGAUCCAAAAUGUUGUUUUCCUUCCUUCCUUCCUUCCUUCCUUCCUUCCUUCCUUCCUUCCUUCCUUCCUUCCCAGUUUAGAAAUUUUGGACUACACCCUCCUUUGAACAGCAGAUCCCCAAGACCUGUUAUUGCAAUGGGCAGUUUCUUAAGUUUCCAAAGCAGCUUGCUUUGCAGAAUGUGGGAUGUGGGACUGUAGUUUAAGGCAGUGGUUUUCAGCCUCAGGUCCUCAGAUGUUGUCGAACUACAACUCCCAUCAUGCCCAGCCAACUUAGUCAAUGACCCAAAUUGAAGAACACUGGCUUUAAGGAAUGCAGCCCUCUGUAGUUACACAAAGAUAGCUGCGUAAUUCUGCGGCGUUAGAGUCUUCAGUAAAGAGGAGUUUCCCUGCCUUCUCACAUGAGAUACAAUCCUUGACAUUUCCAGUUAAAGUAUCUGGAACCAUCUGCUUGCUAACAAGUGCUCUACCACUAAGUUAUGGACUCUUGGACCUGACUACCUAGUAUUGUGAAUGAGCUCAAGCGCUCUGAAUAAUUUUUGGGGAGGGAAUGUUGUUGGACCCUUGGAAGAUCAAGACAUGUAGGGCAGAAAAGUUAUCCGCCCAAGGCAUGAUGGAAAACAGCAACAACUAGGAAAAGAUAGACAUAACAUUUUACAAGGACAGGAAGAAACACCAUGGACAGAAUAAUUGCUACACACAGGAAGAAGAAGGAUAUAGUUUGAAUAAUUCACCUGUUGAUUUAUAAAUCAUUUAAUGUGUCAAUAAAAAUGGAAGGCAUUAAUAUUGCAGUUGUUGUAUAAGGGAUUGUUAUUUUGACUGGAGUGUAAUUGAAAUUAAUAAGAUUUUUUUUUUUUCAGGGUGUCUUCCUGGUUUUUACUUUUUGUUUUUUUUUAAUAAUUUUUUUAUUAAGGUUUUAAACAAACAAAAAAGAAAAACAACACACACAAAAAACAAUACAUAACUUAACAAUAAAAACACAAAACAUAACAAUUAAAAACAAACUCUCUUUUCCAUUUCCAAUUUUAAAUUACUUAUUUUCUGGACUUCCUCAUACCUCCCUCUUUUGUAUUCCAAGCUACAUUAUUUGUCCAGCAAUUUCUUUUCCACUUUUUUAAUCCCAAUCUUUAAUUUAAUAAAACGUUAAAAUAUAUAACCUCAACUUUUUUAAACCUAAUCCUUGAUCUUAAUGUCAUAUAGCUUUAAAUUUUUCCCUUUUAUUAUCAAAUUUCCAUUUCUUAAAACAUCUUUAAUCUUGAUCUUUAAUCUUAAUCUAUCCUUAACUUUAACCUGUACAGCUGGAAACCACUUGUUUUCAGUCCAACAUCACUCUAACAUUCCUUAAUUUUGCAGUGUUUCUGAAGAUAGUCUUUGAAUUUCUUCCAGUCUUCCUCCAUCGACUCUUCUCCCUGGUCACUGGAUUCUACCAGUCAUUUCCGCCAAUUCCAUAUAGUCCAUAAGUUUCAUCUGCCAUUCCUCCAGCGUGGGAAGUUCUUGUGUCUUCCAAUACUUUGCGAUGAGUAUUCUUGCUGCUGUUGUUGCAUACAUAAAGAAAGUUCUAUCCUUUUUUAACACCAUUUGGCCUACUAUGCCCAGGAGAAAGGCCUCUGGUUUCUUGGGGAAGGUAUACUUAAAUACCUUUUUUAAUUCAUUAUAUAUCAUUUCCCAGAAAGCCUUAAUCUUUGGGCACGUCCACCAAAGGUGAAAAAAUGUACCUUCAAUUUCUUUACAUUUCCAACAUUUGUUAUCGGGCAAGUGAUAGAUUUUCGCAAGCUUGACUGGGGUUAUGUACCACCUGUAUAUCAUUUUCAUAAUAUUCUCUCUUAAGGCAUUACAUGCCGUAAAUUUCAUACCUGUGGUCCAUAACUGUUCCCAGUCAGCAAACAUAAUGUUAUGACCAACGUCCUGUGCCCAUUUAAUCAUAGCCGAUUUUACCGUUUCAUCUUGAGUAUUCCAUUUCAGCAGCAAGUUAUACAUUCUUGACAAAUUCUUGGUAUUGGGUUCUAACAAUUCUGUUUCUAAUUUGGAUCUUUCCACCUGGAAGCCAAUUUUCCUGUCCAAUUUAAAUACCUCCAUUAUUUGAUAAUAAUGAAGCCAGUCUCGCACUUUGUUUUUAGUUUUUCAAAACUCUGCAAUUUCAGUCUAUCUCCGUCUUGUUCCAAAAUUUCCCAAUAUUUCGGCCAUUUGACCUCCAUAUUGACCUUUUUCAAGGCUUUUGCUUCCAUUGGUGACAGCCACCUUGGAGUUUUAUUUUCUAGCAAAUCCUUAUAUCUUAUCCAGACAUUAAACAGUGCUUUCCUGACAAUGUGGUUUUUAAAUGCUUUAUGUGCUUUGACCUUAUCAUACCAUAAAUAUGCAUGGCAUCCAAAUACAUUAUUAAAACCUUCUAGAUCCAAAAUGUCAGUGUUUUCAAGAAGUAGCCAUUCUUUCCAACCAGCAAAAGGCUGCUGAUUCAUAGUACAGUUUAAGGUCUGGCAGGGCAAAUCCACCUCUUUCCUUUGCAUCCGUUAAUAUUUUAAAUUUUAUUCUGGGUUUCUUGCCCUGCCAGACAAAUUUAGAAAUAUCUUUCUGCCACUUCUUGAAACAAUCCAUUUUGUCCACGAUCUGCAAAGUUUGAAACAAAAACAACAUUCUGGGCAAUACAUUCAUCUUUAUCGCAGCAAUACGGCCUAGCAGUGAAAGCUUCAAAUUUGACCAAAAUUCUAAAUCUUUUUCACUUCUGACCAACAUUUUUCAUAAUUAUCUUUAAAUAAAUUCCCAUUUUUUGCUGUCAUGUUAAUCCCCAAGUAUUUAACUUUCUUAACCACUGUUAAACCUGUCUCAUUCUGAAACCUCUCUCUUUCUAACGGUGUUAAAUUUUUCUCUAAAACCUUGGUUUUUUUGACUUAUUAAAUUUAAAUCCUGCCACUUGACCAAAUACUUUAAUCAGUUCUAAAACCCUUUUGUACUAGAUUCUGGCUCCUGUAACGUCAAUACUAAGUCAUCUGCAAAUGCUCUCAAUUUAUAAUGUUUAAUUCCAACCUGUAUACCUUUAACCAUCUGGUCCCUUCUAAUCAUAUUCAGCAGAACCUCCAGGACCAAAAUAAAAAGAAGAAGUGGGACCAGAUGGUUAAAGGUAUACAGGUUUAUUUAAAUUAAUAAGAUUUUGGAAUGCAGAAAUAAAGUAAAUCAUCAAACCAUCAAUUCUAGCACACAGGGGGGCACCUAAAUUAUAUAAUUUGGCAUCUGAAUGGUUGGUAUUAGUAACUGUAUUAUAAUAUGGCAUUGUUAUAAUGAGGCUAUAAUUGGAAUAUUGUAAUUGAAAACUAAUAAAUAUAUUAUAAAAAAAAGAAAAGCUGUCCCUUGGAACCAUCACAACUUCCUUGCUAUUAGUUUUCAAAACAUUCCUAUUAAAGUAUUUCAUUUCCUCUUUCCAACCUCUUCUUUGUUAGCGCUGAAGUACUUUGAUCACCAAAGCGUUCCAGUCUUCAAGACACGUGUGGCUUUGGACCUGGAGAGGAACACAUUCAUCCAGUGGAAAAAACACGGAUACCCCCUCGUGACAAAGUCCUUCUAUUCAGUGAAAGAUCUGAAUUACAUUACUCGGGAAAUCGACCAAGUAGCAGGGGACAGCGACACAGCCAUCGUCAUCGCUAUAGGUCAGCACUUCAGACCAUUCCCCAUGGAUCUCUUUGUGCGAAGGGUUGUAAACAUUCGCCGCGCCAUUGAGCGCCUUCUCCUGAGAAGCCCUGACACAAAAGUCAUUGUCAAAGCAGAGAAUAUCCGAGAAAUGAAUGCAGACACAGAGCGAUUUGGCGACUUCCAUGGCUAUGCCCAAUACCUUGCCAUGAAAUACAUUUUUCGAGGUCUCAGGGUUGGCGUAAUUGAUGCCUGGGACAUGACUAUCGCCUAUAAUUCAAACACAGUUCACCCACCAGAACAAGUGGUUUGGAGCCAAAUCAUGAUGUUUCUAACAUACCUCUGUUAAGAAUGACCUUGCCCCUUAUGAUCAACGGAGAGAACCGUCUUGCCUGUUCCAUUUGUGGCUGCUAGGCUGGUGACUGGAGCAGCCCGAUGGGACCAUGUGUCUCCACUCUUGAAGGCACUGCAGUGGUUGCUGGCCCAAUUUAAGUACUAGCAUGCAAACCUGCAAACAGCUUGGGAUCCAAGUACUGAAAAGCACCUCCCUCAAUAUCAACCAUCUUGGGCCCUACGAUUGGCAGGGAGUCCACCACCGAAUGCUGCCUAGUUAGCACUGAUCCGUGCCAGGGGUCUUCUUGUUGGCAUUUGUGGAAUGCCCUCCCUGGUGAGAUGUGUCUGCCUCCCUCACUAACAUUCAGGAAAAACUUUAAAACAUUCCUCUUCACCCCGGCUAAAAGAUGCUGUUCCUAGAAACCUUAAAUUAUUAGCUGUGGAAUCACUCUCAAAUAGCGAAUAAUCAGAUUGGGGGCAGCUGCUUCUGUGCAAGUAACCAGCAGGAAGCCUCUUGGCUAAAUCUCAGUGAGAAACAUGAUCUAUCACAUGAAGUCUCUUGGGAAACUUGAGCUUGUGUGUAACAUCCUGGUGUGCAUUUGCUAAUAGCCUAAUCUUCCAAUCCCAGGGUGGCUUCCGCUGAGCCAGGUUACAACAACUGUUGCUCGGGCUGCACUAGAUGAGCAGCAGUUCAGCUUUUUAUUCAUAGGCAAAAGUACUGCACAUGGCUGAGUGGAAACCAGAAGAGGGAGCUAAAGGCACUGAGAACAGACACUAAAAUAGAACUCUGUAUUGAUUUCUAGUUGUGCAGCAGGGCUGGCCACCAUUCUGUUUACCAAAAUGUGCCUUUGUGCUUGUGCGGAAUGCUUUUCGUUUGCAAAAGGAAUGCUUCAUCAUACGUCUGGAGGGCCAUUGGGCUAUUCAGUUAAACCCGGUGCCUGGCCCUUGUCUGUGUGUCCAGAAGCUACCUUGUCAGAAAUAUGGCUUGGAUUUCAGGAUAGAGAAAUCUGUCAGCUUUGGCUUGCCAAGUUUCCAAGUUUCUUAAAUUUGGUUACCUGCAUUUCCUCUACAAUUAGAUUUUUUUUAAAAAAAAGAUAUCCUCACGAAACACCAUCAGCAUAUUAGUGUAGAUUUCUCCUAUUAAACAUGUUUCCGUAUGCAGUUUUGACCAAUAUACACAUUCUUGCAAGCAACUUUCUCGAAAAUAAUGCAUUUUGUAUGUUAUUUUUACUAAUAUGUGCACUACUCUUUGGAACUCCCUUCCCAUUGAUCUUCGUCGGGUUCUUUUCUGUAUUGGUUUCAGCAAUUGUUUUUGUUUCCGCAAGCCUACCAAGGCAUGUAAUUUUCAUAUAUGUGUAGCAACUGUUUUAUUUACUGUAUUUUUCGCUCUAUAAUACGCACCAGACCACAAGACGCACCUAGUUUUUGGAGGAGGAAAACAAGAAAAAAAAUAUUCUGAGUCUCAGAAGCCAGAACAGCAAGAGGGAUCGCUGCGCAGUGAAAGCAGCAAUCCCUCUUUCUGUUCUGGCUUCUGGGAUAGCUGCGCAGCCUGCAUUCGCUCCAUAAGACGCACACACAUUUCCCCUUACUUUUUAGGAGGGAAAAAGUGAGUCUUACAGAGCAAAAAAUAUGGUAUAUUUUUAAAAUUUGUGCUAACUUGUUUUUCAUGUUUGUUUUUAUCUGCAUAUAUAAAGAAAGUUUUAGAUUACCACUCAGGUGCCUUCUGUCAAGGAAGCGACUUACAAUUUUUAUUAAAUAAAUAAAAAUAAAAUCAAUGGCCUGGACCUUGAAGCUCUCUAUUAUCCAACCAGUUGUUUGAUAAUAUGUAUUACGGACUCUCUGCAAAACUGGAUGAGUGUGUGCAGAAUGUGCUGGAAAAAGAUCUCCGUGGACCAGAAGGGGUGUGGAAUAACUUUUGCUAAACCUCCUCCAGGAGAAAUCAUCACCUCCCUUUUUUACACAUGUCUCUAAGAGGUACCUCAAACUAAGGCAGGGGUUGCCCGUGUGUCACCCAUAUAUGUCUUCCUUGGUACCCACAAGGUCUUCUCCACCUGCUGAAGUUUGGAGUUGUUGUUUUAAAGCAUUCUGUUGUAGCUCAUAGAAUAGGUGGGUUGAGUAGCACAAAAAGAAUGUGCUGUUUUGGCAGAUAGGUUAUGCCAGCCUGAUCCUGGUACUAGAUCUUCCAGUGCCAGGAUUCUAGGAAUUUAGCUGUGACAUGGGAUAGUCCCAUUAUCGACUAGAGUAAGUGAUCCCAGGGUUCCACCCAUUUGCAGGUAACGCCUUCUGAGCUAGGAAGGCAUUUGGGGAAGUUUUUAAUGUGUGACAUUUUAAUGUAUUUUUAAUCUUUAUAGGAAGCUGCCUAGAGUGGUUGGGGAAACCCAGCCAGAUGGGUGGGGUACAAAUAAUAAAUUAUUAUUAUUAUCACCUAACGGAAGGUAUGUAUGUGGUGGUUAUUGUGCAGAGAGGUAAACCUGCAUAUCCCCAGGGGGUCUUCGUUCCCCACACACCAUUAUGUUCAAAGUUGAUACGCAGAAAGCAUCAAAAGGAAUUAGAAGAGUGAAUAAAGCCGCCUUGUAACUUGGUUGAAUAGGCUUGGGCAUGGAGAGAGCAUGAACUAUGGACUAAAGCUGUCCACAUUAAAUUUCCUUAUGUACAUAAGGGAAUAUUGAUAUUGACAAUGGGUUCUUUCAUGUGCUUGUUGAUACUUUCCAAAGACUCAAGAGACGCUGUUGUCAUAAUGCCAACCUUUUGGUGGCUUUUGCCUCAGGCCAAUUUCACUAAAUAUCCACACCAGCCAAAUUCACCCGCAACCUGGUUUUGCUACUGGGGACAAUCAGCCUCUGACCCCAGAACUGACACAGUUGUGUUUCUGGCUAACUUUGACUGUUUAGCUGAUUUUUCAAGGCCUGCGUCUUCUGGCGAGACCUUUAGUCAGGGCAACCAUCUUAGCCUAACCCAACCACUGGCUUCCUUCUUCAGUUCUUCACCAGCCAAGUAUUGCUAACACACUUAGGGUGAAUAGCUUAAUAUUCAGACCUCAGCUCUCCACUAUUGACCCUAACCCCUCAGUCUUUUCAAAUCUUUGCCUCACACUUCGCCCAUCAACUGACUUUCCCAACCGACUUUCCAAACUGAUGUUUGUUUUCCACAGUUGACAAUUAACUACCCUUUAUCCACCAACCAGAACUUCCAGCCAAUCAGAGCCUGCCGUUCCCUUGACCAAUCAAAAUGGAGUUUUCUGAUCCAGGCCCCUAUAAAUACUCGAAGCAGUGCUAUCCCUCUUGCAGAAUCUGUUGCCAAGCUGCUACUGCCAAACAGGCCUGCAACAUAGUAAGAGUUCAAGGCUUUGGACUUUGAGGAUGUUGCUCUACAUCAACGGAGGCCGCAGAAACCUUUUUUGUUGUUGUUGUUGUUUAUAAAGGGCAAAGAAUGUACAGAUAUACACAUAGCAUUUUUCCACACUGUGUCUCAAAUUUGCUAAGAUUCUUCCAUCCCCAGAUGGAAGACUAAGAUAUGGCCUAAUCAAUCACAUGAUAUAAAUAAAAUAAUAAGAAAAUUUUAUUUAUAUCCCGCCCUCCCCAGCCGAAGCCGGGCUCAGAGCGGCUAACAACAGUAAAAUAAUACAACAUUCUAAAAUCAUUUCAUUAUAUGGUACAUUCACACUAUUUGAAUGGCAAUGCCCAUCAACUUUGGUGGGGCCUGUCCCCAUUUAAAAAAAAUGGGGGGGGAGGGACCUCAGUCUCUAGGCGUUGGCUCCUAUGCCCUCCCACCCUAUUUCUUUCUGUAGACUUCUGGGAUAUUAUGCUCCCUCACCAGUCCUUGAGCCCAGUGCAGCACUGUACUUUGAUUCCUAUGGUCAGAGAGUCUGUGUUUUAAAGGGCCUGCCUGAGCAUCAUGCCUUCUUCCAUUCUUGAGAUCAAACAUCAGAGGUUAGAGGUGAGGUCAGGUGGUUGGCAGCAAUUUUGAUGAAAAAGAGGGCACCCUUCACCCACUAUGAGAGAAAGAGAGACAGCAACAGAAGCAGUUUUGAACAAGGAAAUGAUAGACCCAGAGAGAGGCCUAGCUAGGAGUUUGAAAGUGGUCUCCGCCUGUGUUAUUCAUAUAUUUGUAAACAAGCAAGGUUUGUUUGUUUGCUUGCUUGCUUGCUUGUUUUUAAGGACCAAAGGCCCAAGUACUCUCCAAAGGAAGCCAUCUGCUGGUAAUCUCUACCCUGGAAGUAUUAUUAUCAACAUGAUUAUUAUUUCACUUACUUAUUUUCAAUAUGUAACAUGGGAAUUCUUACAACUCAGAGAAGUAGGGAGUGCAUAUUCAUCCAUUCAAGACUCAGGAACUACAACCAGGUGGAGGUCUUCAUAUCUGAAAAUCAGCAGUAUUUUCAGUUAUUAAAGGGUUUAUUUGCAUUAUAGAAAUGCAUAUCCUAAUAAUAUCAGUAAGAGUGCAACAGAGUAGAAAAGAGAGAGAAAAAGAGAGAGAGCUCCUACUACUCUACUAAUGAUUUUCUGAUGUCAAUACUUACAGGCUACUGGGUUAAAUGAAUAUUCAGUGAGUUUUUAAAAACAUACAUUCUAGAAUAGUCUGUUGGAAAGUAUUACUACUCUCCCCCUGCCUUUGGUUGCAACAGGUUUGAAACCAAAGGCAGUGAAAAGGAAUUUCUCUGUGCCUUUUGACAGAGGUGCCAGGAAUAUCUUUGGUUUAUACCAUGACCUCAACAGCCUUCCUGGCUCUCGUGCUUGGAGUCAGUUUCUUCAUCAUCUACACUGUCCACAUCUACAAAACUGAUACCCAGGUAGAGUGUCUUACCUUAUUCAAUAACACAAACUAAUUCAUAAAGAUUUUUUUAAAAAAAUGGUGUAUGUACAUAUACCUGAAGGAGUGUCUCCACCCCCAUCGUUCUGCCAGGACUCUGAGGUCCAGCACCGAGGGCCUUCUGGCGGUUCCCUCACUGUGAGAAGCCAAGUUACAGGGAACCAGGCAGAGGGCCUUCUCGAUAGUGGCGCCCCCCCUGUGGAACGCCCUCCCAUCAGAUGUCAAAGAGAUAAACAACUUCCUGACAUUCAGAAGACAUCUGAAGGCAGCCCUGUUUAGGGAAGCUUUUAAUGUUUGAUGUUUUAUUGUAUUUUUAAUAUUCUGUUGUCAGCCACCUAGAGUGGCUGGGGAAACCCAGACAGAAGGGUGGGGUAUAAAUAAAAAGUUGUUGUUGUUGUUGUUGUUGUUGUUGUUGUUGUUGUUGUUGUUAAGACAUUUAGUUAAUUAGCACCUGAUGGCCCUGAAAUACAACAUGGAUUGGACUCUGGUGACCAUUUGAAAAUAGAAGUAAAUAGUUUGGCUCUUGCGGUGUGACACUUUUGCAGAAUGGAAUUUUAAAUGCAAUAUUCACAUUGAGUAAAUGUUUCUCUAUUUUUCAGGAAACCUUUUAUUGCAGCCUUUCCCCCUGUGGAAAAACAUUGUUUUUUAACUGCAGCCAACUGGAUGGUUGUGGAGGCCGCAAAUGUAUGGUUGGGGGCUCAAGGCAGUUGCCCUUCCCAAAUUAUUUUGACCCUGGCACCUGCUAUUCAGAUAUGCUUCCACAUGGAGGUUUUGCUUGGAAAUUGUGCCUUACUACUGCUCUGUUUUCUCCUUGUGAACGCUUGUAAUUCUUUCUUUCUCAUUGCAUGCUCCAGAUUCUCAUCUUCAGAGGUAUCACAAUGAGCCAUGUAUCAAAUCAGAUCAAUCACUUUGCUGGUGACAUUGGUGAGGCCUUUUUCAGUUCUCAUAUCUAUUCCCUACCAGCUCUUUCCCUGCUCCAUCCUCUUCCCAUUCCCUUUUGCCUUAUGUUGCUGGAGGCUGGCCGCUGCUGGCGCUUGUCAAAGGCGAAGCUGAGUCUGGUCUUCACAGAGCUUCACAACUGUGUGGGGUGGAAUGCUCUCUUCCUCCUCACAUACUAGAAUGAAAGUGAGGGAGAAGUGAAGGAUGCGAGAGCAGCAGCAGCAGCAGCAGCAUCUAGACUUGAAAGAGAAGGGUGCUUCAAAAGCAAAGCAUUAUCUCAACCUGGAAGAUGCAGGCGGAACCAGCAGGGAAAUCUUCCUAGGUUAUAGCCCAGUACUGAGUCAGGGAAGCAAAAUCCUUACAGGAACAGGUAUUGGGAAAAUAGUACAGGUUGAUGCAUAGUAUAGCAGGGAAGUAUACUAGGGGCCUAAGAGCUCCCCCACACUUCCGCUUGUUCGUGCCUAGAAAGCACAGGGGUCUGGACAGUUUUCCAUUUGUUCCAUUCUUUCCAGCUAAAAUCGAGCAGUUUUGCCUUUCUUCCUGGAAAACCAGUUCUUUAGCGCUAAAUCAGAACAAACAGCAAUUCUCAGAAAAUCCCAAUUCCCAAUUGUCCUGAUGCAGUGCUAAAUCACGGGUUUUCCUGGGUGAAAGUAGUGGAGCAAAUGGGCUUGCAAAACCCUGGGCUCGUUCACACUUCUGCUUGUUCCGUGCCUGAAAACAGUGGCGUAGCAUAGGGGGCACGGGGCGGUUGUCCCAGGUGCAAAAUUGUUAAGGGCGCAAAUUUCAACAUCUGGAGCUGCCUCAAUACAGCUGUGUGUGCUUCCAUCACUCAGCUCCAUUGAAAACAGCUUCUCCAUGUGAACCAGGAAGUGACCUCUCCAGAUUAUGGAACAACUCUUCUUAUCUCUGUGGCUAUGAUCUCCUGUAUGACAUGGAUGAUGUUAAGCCGUUGAAUGUGCAUGUGUACUCCUUCGGUUUCUCUUGCUCCCACCCCUCCACGUGGUCCUGGCAACCCACGUUACACCACAGCCUAGAAAGCAUGGGGCUGUUGUUUUCUGCUUGAUCCAUGCUUUUUAGGUAUGGGUCUGAGCAGUUUUCCACUUACCGCUCUCCUUUCCCAGGAAAACCUGCUAUUUCGUGUUCAAUCAGAGCAUACGCUGAUCUGGAGGAAACCCAAAUUGCUGUUUGAUCUGACUGAGCACUAAAGAGCAGAUUUUACCUUAGGAAAGGAGCAGGAUUAGAGGAAGUGUGGACAAAAACCUCCAAAAUAUGAGCUUUUGCUAUUCUGAGAACAAUCGUACAUUGACAGCAUGGAGGCAGAGGGGGAAGAGAAUCUAGAACAUGAAGGAUGCUACGUAAAUAUUUUAAAUUGAUAUUUGUAAGCCUUUAUAGGAGCCUCUUUUUUUCUUUUCUUUUUUACUGAAAAGUAAUGUAAAAAAUGCCAAUAUUAAUAUCCAUACCAGCCAUUACUUAAAGUAAUUGAUUAGGGGAAAUUAUAAAAUACAUUUUAAAACAAAGCAUAAAUAAAUAAAAUCUUGAUUGCGGUCCAAAGACCCACCAAACAAUUUCAGAACAAAAUACAGUUAAGACAGCCAACCACAAAAGAGAGAGGAACCGAGGCGGUCAUUUUGUUUUGUCUCAAGCAUGAUGAUCCUUGAUUCUUUUAACUUCCGAGAGAAACUUUGCCAUGGCCAGUGUAAUAUCAUUAACCCUGUCAUCCAAAAGAUAUUUAAUAUGGGAUGCUUCAGAUUUGUCCGGCAGAUUUGCCAGUAGGGGUUUGAUUAAAACAAAGCAUAUUACUGUUUUUUAAAAAAUGUGUCUGAUUUUCUUCCCAUGCUUCCUAGACUUUUAUGAACGAAUCCCAUAUUUUCCUAGCAUUCAGGUUUACUUGUAAUCACUUUUUUGAUUAAUUUGAAAGUAUUUUGAUUCUUUAAACAAAAAUUAUUCCAUCAAAGACAGCAGGAACAGAAUUUUGUCUAUGAAAGGCGACAUCCUGAUGAAUAUGAGGAUAGAGUGGGAAAAGAAUGACAAAGAAGUAAAAGACAUUCUGAGAAAGCUGAACCAGUUGAUGCCGAGUGUCACUUUCACAGAUAUAAUGACCACCACAAGUGCCAGGAACAGCAAGGCCACCAUAUUAAACCAAAAGGGUUCUUAUUGCGUUGGAGACCCCUUGAUGGUUCGGCUAGAUUUGUACAACUACUUGGGGGAGAGAAAGAAGUACGGAGGAGACUUCUUAUGAGUGAGGAUCUACUCUUCAAGUCUUGAGGCUGGAGCUUCUGGGCACAUCACAGACUAUAGGAACGGGACGUACCUGGUCAAUUUCACUUUAUUUUGGGAGGGCGAUGUCAAAGUUUCCAUCUUGCUCAUGCACCUUAGUGAAGGAGUUUCUGCACUGUGGGCUGCGAGGAAGAGAGGCUACGACAAAAUGGAUUUCAGGGGCAAGUUUCUGAAUGGGGCCUCACACGUCUCCACUAAGUGUGGUUUUGUCAGAAGCACAACUGCGGAUCUAUGUGAGUAUCUUGAUGAACGAGACCAGGAAGCCUUCUACUGUGUGAAACCAAAGAGGGUGCCGUGUGAAGCUCUUGUGAAACUUCAGUCUGACACAAAUCCUACCUCACAGACUUGGAAUGAAGACUUUUUAAGAGGUAUUUCACUCUCCUGUCUCUUCUUAAGGCCAACUGUCAAUGCAUUUCAUAACUCGCAGCCGGGUAUUUUAAGAAUUCUGCUGUUCAUUCUGUGAAUGUUUCAUUUUGAGGCAGUUUGGGUCUGUGUGUUUGCUCUCUGGAGCUCAUCGGCAGUCAGAAAGCCAUACAGAAUCCCCAGGGUCAAUGAUGAAUAAGCGGGUGCAAUGCGGUGUCUUUUUAGAAGUAUCUAAAAAUAGGAGUUAUGGAUAUGGCUUUAAAGGGGGAUUUGACAAAUUCAUGGAGGUGAGGGCUACUGGUGGCUACUAGCCAUGGUGGCGAUGCUCUGCCUCCACAGCUAGUCAGUAAUGCUGGAAACCACAGGAGGGGAGGGAGCUCUUAUGUUCAUGUCCUGCUUGCAGGUUUUUGGUCAGAUGCUGGGCUAGAUGAGCCAUUGGCCUGAUCCAGCCAGUGUGGUGUAGCCACAGACCAAACAAGAAGUCUUUUAUAGUCUUCCUUUCUGUUCAGGAGGCCGGCCUGGGUGGUUGGGGACAUUCUGGAGCAGAGUUUUCCCAAACUUGAGUCUCUAGCUGUUUUUGGACUACACUUCCCAUCAUCCCUGACCACCGGUCCUGCUACUUGGGAUGAUGGGAGUUGUAGUCCAUAAGCAGCUGGAGACCCAAGUUUGGGAAGCCCUGUUCUAGAGCUGAACAGUAGUUGGGGGGGGGCAAUGUUCCAAUCUGCAGUUCAGGUGCCUCACCACAUGGGGGGGUGAUGUGUGGUGUAGUGGUCUCUCAGCCUCACUCACCUCACAGAGUGUUUGUUGUGGGGGAGGAAGGGAAAGGAGAUUGUUAGUCGUUUUGAGACUCCUUCGGGUAGUGAUAAAGCGGGAUAUCAAAUCCAAACUCCUCCUCUUCUUCUUCUUUUGUUCCCAUGUGUGUGUACGUGCCCCUUCUGGGGUUGUGCAGGCUGAAAUGAUUACAAAUGGGUAAGCUGUUCCUCUCCCAAGAUAGAUCCUCUUCCCGGCUUGGUUGCUCAAUACAAUGAUGAUCAAGAUUAUUGGAAUCUGUUUGCAGUAUUGAGGAAGAAGAUGGGUAGAAGGUUUCAUCUGCUGGAUCCAAGCCUCCAGCAUGCAUCACAAAGGCAGUUGGUUACAUCACCAGUUAAAUACACAUUUGUGUUGCAAAAUAUUGGCUUUCAACAGUUAUGUGGGGCAAACAAUUGCUUAAUUUCCAGCUGAAGAUUGGGCAAGUUCUGCAAUAGAAGUGAACAGUGGUUGGAGUGGUGUUGGUUGUGCGGGCACAUCUUUACCCUGUGUUCUCUGUUAACUUGUAUCUUAGUUAAUCUCUAAGAUCCAGACCCAGACAAUCCUCAGAGCACCAAUAUUGGGCUUAUCCACACUCACCUUUCUUCCUACACUUCCUAGGCACAGAUCUGUGCUUUAUAGCUCCAUGUCUGAGUGCUCUUCUCUUUGUCCCAGAGUUUCACCCACAAAACUCGCUCCUUAAAGCUGAAGCACAAAAAAACAGCAAUUUGGGGUUUUUGUGGUUUGCCAUUUGCUCCAAUUCAGCGUUAAAGCAUGGGUUUUUGUGGGGGAAGCUCCAGAGCAAAAAAAUAAAUAAAUAAAAUUACAUUACAACAAUAUAGAAGUCAUACUUGUCACAAUCAGAACUUACAUUUAUUUAAAAUAUUGGUGUGCAGCAUUCAGAAAGGCUUCCAAUAAAAAGACAGAAAAACAGUACAUUAUACAGUGGUAUCUCGGGUUACAUACGCUUCAGGUUACAUACACUUCAGGUUACAGACUCUGCUAACCCAGAAAUAGUGCUUCAGGUUAAGAACUUUGCUUCAGGAUGAGAACAGAAAUCGUGCUCUGGCGGCGCGGCGGCAGCAGGAGGCCCCAUUAGCUAAAGUGGUGCUUCAGGUUAAGAACAGUUUCAGGUUAAGUACAGACCUCCGAAACGAAUUAAGUACUUAACCCGAUGUACCACUGUAAUGCGGAAUACUUUACAGGGGAAAUGCAAGUAAUAGAACAAAUAUUUCCCUUAAGCAUUCAUUGCACAAGGAGUGAAUUGAACCAAAUUUCUUUCUUUUUAUCAGGUCCAUUUUAAUGUCAUUUUCUACUUGACCCAAUAAAAACCUGACAAUGUACAAAAGGCUUUGCAAAAUCAGAUUAAGAUUCACCUUCCAUUUACAGCAGCAACAUGUUAGAUGUGAGAAUUUAGUGGGAAACAUUGAUGAUGGAAAUAUUCCAAAUAUGCUGACUUCCUUUUUUCCCCCUUGAAGGAACAAAGUUGGAGCUGAGAUCCUGCAUCCAUUUGUGGGCAUCCAUGUUGUAUCCUGUGGAAGUGAGUUAGACCUUCCAGUUCUCAAUGCAACGUUUUGUUGGCACAUAUAAUGAAUGUAGGAAUUUGGGAUACAUUUUUUAGCACAUCACAGCCUUCAAAUACCUUGAGAUGGGCAGAACCAUCCUAUACUCCCAUCUUGCCAGGAAGAGGCUUACACCACCACAAUGGCUGCCAUAUAUUACAUAUAAAUGGGCAAUCCUUUCAAUGUGAGGGCCACCUUACCUCUUGAAUAACCUUCCAGGGUUGUAUUCCAGUGGUGGGUGUGAUCAGAGCAGAAACACGCAGUGACAGACUUUGGGCUUUCACAUUUCAGAGGCGCCCUGUGUGACACCAAAAUCCCACCCCCUGCCUCUCGCCCUCUCUUCCAAGUCAUUUUUGCAGUGACCCCUGCAGCGCCCUCUCAGCUCGGUGCCCAGUGGACGUGGGUGGUACUGUGGUCUAAACCACUGAGCCUCUUCGGCUUGCCGAUCAGAUGGUCGGUGGUUCAAAUCCCCGCGACGGGGUGAGCUCCCGUUGCUCUGUCCCAGCUCCUGCCCACCUAGCAGUUCAAAAGCAUGCCAAUGCAAGUAGAUAAAUAGGUACCUCUGCAGUGGGUAGGCAAACAGCAUUUCCGUGCGCUCUGGUUUCAGUCACGGUGUUCUGUUGCACCGGAAGCAGUUUAGUCAUGCUGGCCACAUGACCAGGACAGUUGACUUUGGACAAAUGCCGGCUCUCUCGGCCUGAAAGCCAGAUGAGCGCCACAACCCCAUAGUUGCCUUGGACUGGAUUUAACUGUCCAGGGGUCCUUUACUUUUACCUUUUUACCAAUGCAGGUCAUGCUCCGCUAAAUCCGCCUCUGAAACAGCAUGGAGCAAUGAACACAACUCUUCCCUUUUUACAGUUUUCUACACUCAAAGGUCAUUCCUCUUUACCCAGGCCUAUGGCUAUUAAAUUAUGGUCUGUGAAAGCGGAGGAGAUGGCUGUUACAAUGAUGACUCUUUUAUUAAUAGGCUGUCUGUCAGUAUGCUUUUUAUUAUGUUUUUAUCAUUGAUGUUCUCUAAUGUGUUUUUAUUGUUGUACUCAGCCCUGGGAUCUUUUGAUAAAGGGCAGUAUGUAAAUUGAAUUGAUGAAAGUGUUGUGGACAAGUAUCCAAUUCAAACAGGGUUAACUUAGCCAAUGAUCACACCGGGAGUGGAAAACAAAAAGCAGUUUAUUUGGUUAUAGCAGAAGGCACAGAGUGGGCACCUCUGAUGAGCACACGGUGAAUACUUAGACUGUUCCAAUACAUUGUUACAUGUGAGAAACGUUUGAUCCUGAUUACAAUGGGUUACAUACAUGUGGCAUUAAGCAUAGGCAUAGGUCUCAACAGAAAACCUUGGGGCUCAAUUCCCAGAAUCUUUUGGCCACUGUCCCUUCCCUCCUAGUUACAGGUAGGUAGCCAUGCUGGUCUGCCAUAGUCGAAACAAAACAAAACAAAAAACAUUCCUUCCAGUAGCAUCUUAGAGACCAACUAAGUGUGUUAUUGGUAUGAGCUUUCGUGUGCAUGCACACUUCUUCAGAUACCAAUAACAAACUUAGUUGGUCUCUAAGGUGCUACUGGAAGGAAUUAUUUUAUUUUAUUUUGUUCCUUCCCUCCUGGUCAUUGCUUUACUGAAAAUGCCAGGAAAUCUCCAUCCACAAAGUCUGAACAAUUUAUACCUUCCCCCUAAAAGUACACAUACUACCAGGAAAUUUCUAAACACAAGAUCUGCACCAGCAUUUUCAGGAAAUGUGCAACCACAAGGUCCCUUGCAAGUGGACAGUUUGACUUUUGCUUCUUGAAAGCACCUUGAGGACAGCUAAAUGGGUUAUACUUAGUAGGUCAUGCCAUUUGUAAUCAUAAUCUAACUGGGGGGAAGCCAACAUUAUGGACACAUAGGCCAAGGGUCUCUCUUUUUCCUUCAAAGGCUCCAGGCGAGCCUCCCUGGGGAGAGCAUUCCACAAGUGGGGAGCCCCCACAAAAAAGGCCUGUUCUCUUGUUGCCAUCUUCUGGGCUACAGAGAAUGAUCACAGAGUCCAUGUUUAUUCAUAUGGGGAGAGGUGGGUCUUGAUAUUGAAAGAGAACAACAUCCCCCACCCCAAGGACCCCUUUCCCAUGAGUUGUUAAACCCCCCAAAUACAGAGCUGGUCAAGUUGACUGGUGGGGUUUCUAAAGUUCAAACAGAAUCCUCCAUACUAUUUUCAACUUCUCAUUUCUUCUUUUCCUUUUGGUAGGGAAGAAGACAAUGGCUAACAUGAACUGCAGAGUCGGGAUGACUUCCCCAUCUCCCAGUGGCUUUGUUUGGCAGAACCAAUGGUAUCCUGCUUUCUGCAAAGUGCUCAAUGGCAGCACCUUGGAUAAUGUUUACUCUUGCUUACAGGGAAAGCAGGUUUUCCUCCUGGGAGACUCAACUGUGUGGCAAUGGAUCGAGUAUCUCUCUAAAAGAGUGAGCAGUACGUUUUCCCACCCAGAGAAACCACAAUGUAGUAUUUGGCCUAUUAACAGUAUCAACUUCUAUGUACCCAGAAACUUUUAUUAUUUAAUGAUAAUAAUAAUAAUAAUAGUAAUGUAGGAAGACUUCUGUACAGCUUGGUGUUAGCUAUAAAGAGCCACAUGAACUGAUCUGGUUGCAGUGAAAGCCUGAUUAGAGACACUUUCCUUGGAUGGCAGGAGGGUUUAGUGAAAGUUGGAGAGCUUUGUGAAAUGAAGGGAAUGUUGUGAGAGAUCAUUCUAUUUGGUGGCUGAAGUGGUAUGGUUAGAAUGAAUCCAGCACAGAUGAUAGAUAUAGAUAGAUAGAUAGAUAGAGAGAUAGAUAGAGAGAUAGAUAGAGAGAUACAUAGAUAGGCUGAUAGAUUGAUCAAUCGAUAGUAAAGGUAAAAGGUAAAGGACCCCUGGAUUGUUAAGUCCAGUCGAAUUCAACUAUGGGGUGCAGCACUCAUCUCCGCUUUCAGGCUGAGAGAAGUGGCAUUUGUCCACAGAUAACUUUUCCAGCUCGUGUAGCCAGCAUGACAAAAACUGCUUCUGGCACAACAGAACACCAUGACGAGUACUGGAGUGCAUGGAAACUCCAUUUACCUUCCCAUCACAGUGGUACCUAUUUAUCUGCUUGUGCUGGUAUGCUUUUGAACUGCUAGGCUGGCAGGAGCUGGGACAGAGCAACGGGAGCUCACCCCAUUGUGGGGAUUCGAACCGCCAACCUUCCAAUCAGCAAGCCCAAGAGAUUCAGUGGUUUAGACCAAAGCGCCACCCACAUCCCCAGAUAGCUAGAUAGCUAGAUAGAGAAAUAGAGAUAUACAGUAGACACAGAUGUGCUUGUUCUGUAUUCACUCAUUUAGGUUAUGCAAAGAGCAAGGAACUUUUCUGGGGGACUUGUGUAUGGGAGAGCAGUAAGUUGUGCCUAAGAAAGAGAGCUAGGCUUGCUGCAGGUGGACGUUUUUGGCUGUUUCUCUAUUAAACAAGCAACAUCUUUGCUCAGUAAGUUUUCCUCGCAAAAAGUAGGAGUGGGGGGACCCCCAAGUCUGCAAAGGUGGUUAUAUUAGGUUCAAUAUAUUUCUCAUUGUAAAAGUGGAGCAACUUUUUUAAAACAACAACAGAUCCAUCUGUUUUUGUCAAGAGGACCUUUAUUUAGACGUAGGUCUAUGCAAAUGGAAUAUGAGACCUUGCAGGGCUACAUAGUGAGCAUUUACAAAGAAGUCUGUGUUUUAUAGCUUCUGACCAAUAUAUUUGCAAAUUAUUUUCACUUGAUAUCAGUUUUGGUUUUUCAAUUCCUAGUCUCCUGAUUAUCUUUUAGUGUUUUAUUCAGAACUUUGUACAAGGUACCGUAUUUUUUGCUCUAUAAGACUCACUUUUUCCCUCCUAAAAAGUAAGGGGAAAUGUGUGUGCGUCUUAUGGAGCGAAUGCAGGCUGCGCAGCUAUCCCAGAAGCCAGAACAGCAAGAGGAAUUGCUGCUUUCACUGCACAGCGAUCCCUCUUGCUGUUCUGGCUUCUGAGAUUCAGAAUAUUUUUUUUCUUGUUUUCCUCCUCCAAAAACUAGGUGUGUCUUGUGGUCUGGUGCGUCUUAUAGAGCGAAAAAUACGGUAAUUAACUGGCUUGUCCUGUUCCUUUUCCAUUUCUGUUUUGCCCCACUUGAAAUAGUCCAGUGAUUUCUCAGAGGAUUUUACAUAUAUAUAUAUGUAACUUGUCUUUAUUUUGCAUCUGUUCCCAUAUUAGCGCUUUCGUAA
This is a messenger RNA of Podarcis lilfordi (Lilford's wall lizard), 24040 nucleotides long. The record is from the annotation of a GenBank genome assembly. NCBI's taxonomy places the organism in Eukaryota, Metazoa, Chordata, Lepidosauria, Squamata, Lacertidae.